CUUCUUCUCUCCAACCACCAGUAACAUCUUGGUGCAAUUUGCUUUCUCCCCAGACAAAAUGAUGCUGGAAUCAGUAGUUAAACAUUGUCAAAACAAAUUGUUUACCUUAGUUUGCUUCAAUGUUCUUCUACUUCUGGCCUUAACCAAUGUCGCCGCUGCCGGGGAAGCCGUGAAAUAUCUGCCUGGUUUUGAUGGAGAACUACCUUUCAACCUUGAAACAGGGUAUAUUGGUGUAGGGGAAUCGAAUGCAUCGCAGAUGUUCUACCUUUUUGUGGAGUCACAGAGGAGUCCUUCGUUGGACCCCCUUAUGCUCUGGCUCACGGGAGGCCCUGGUUGCUCUGUUCUCUCCGCAUUCUUUUAUGAGCACGGUCCUGUUGCUUUUGAUUAUGACAACUACAAUGGCAGCUUGCCUUCUCUUCAUCUGAAUUCAAUGGCAUGGACACAGGGCCUAAACAUAAUAUAUUUGGACCAACCGGUUGGCACUGGAUUCUCUUAUUCAUUAACAGAUGAAAAUUAUUAUGUUAAUGACACUAAAUCGGCAGCACAGACCUAUGAGUUCCUAAGGAAGUGGUUGCUUGAGCACCCCCAAUACUUAACAAAUCAACUGUUCAUCGGCGGUGAUUCUUACUCUGGAAUUCCACUUCCAAUUGUAGUUAAAAAUAUAUUUGAUGGUAAUAAAGCUGGACUAGAUCCAUACAUGAAUAUUAAAGGAUACGUCCUAGGGAACCCAAAGACUGAUAAUUAUCUUGAUGAGAAUUCAAAUCUCCCAUUUGCUUAUCGACUGACCCUUAUAUCAGAAGAACUCUAUCGGGAAGCCAAAUUAUAUUGUGGAGGAGAUUAUGUCAAUAUUGAUGCCAACAACACGGCAUGUGUGACAGCUAUAGAUGAAUAUGAAGCGUUGGUUGAACAAAUAAAUCUCAUGAACAUUUUGGAACCCAAUUGCCAAACUGCCACCCCUAAAACAAAUGCAGCAAGGAGAGAACUUGAGGUGGACCCUGAUGUUAUCCGUUUGGCCAAACUUAAUGGUGCAUAUUGGUGUCGGGAAUACAACUAUGUGCUGUCUGGUGUAUGGGCCAAUGAUCCACGUGUCCGAGAUGCUCUUCAUGUUCGAGAGCACACAAAAGGAGUAUGGAACAGGUGCAACUCUAGCAUUGCCUACACAAAGACGGUCAAUAGCUCUGUUCCAUAUCAUCGAUAUCUCAGUGAGCAAAGUCUUCUUGCUAUGGUCUACAGCGGUGAUCACGAUUUCUCUGUAACACACAUUGGAACACAAAACUGGAUUGCUACACUCAAUUUGACCACAUAUGUAGACUGGAGGGCAUGGUUUGUUGAUGGUCAAGUAGCAGGAUACACAGUGGAGUACAUAAAUGGUGACUACACUCUGAUAUACGCUACGGUGAAGGGUGCUGGUCAUGUUGCUCCAGAAUACAAGCCCAAGGAAUGCUAUUCCAUGAUCGACCGGUUCUUCGCUCGUUACCCACUUUAGUGAUGUAACGCAAUUUGAGAAUAAAAAUUUGUUCUCCAUUUUAGCUAGAGGGUGGAAGGGUUUUCGUAGGGUUUAUCAGGAGUUGAAGAGUAGGAAACCAGUUUUUUGUUCCACUGUAAGGGCUGCUCUCUGCUUCACAAAUAAUUGAACGGAGAAAAUUUAUUAUGUGUAAUUCGCAAACUAUUAGCUUUUAUGGUGACCAAUGGUGAUACUGUGAUACAGAAAUAUUAUUUCUUUUAUCAGUACCGAUUGCCAAAAAAAA
Rubroshorea leprosula is the source of this 1748-nucleotide messenger RNA. The record is from the annotation of a GenBank genome assembly. Lineage: Eukaryota; Viridiplantae; Streptophyta; Magnoliopsida; Malvales; Dipterocarpaceae.